AUGAAGGAAGAACUGAAUAGAAGAAUGAGAGCAGCAUGGGUAGCAUUCGCAGAUGUCAGGGAAGCUACGGACCAACUGACGGACCAAGAUCUUCGUGCUCAUGUGUUCGACUCGACAGUCCUUCCAGCGCUCUGUUACGCAGCGAAGACGUGGGCAGACACCGCGGCCACGUCUAGGAAGCUACUUACUUCCCACAGAGCCCUUGAGAGAUGUCUCCUGAAGUUUAACCGGCGCACACAACACCUUGCCGGUCUCCGUAGCUCCGACUUAAGAGGAACGGGACGUUCCUCUUAA
Messenger RNA from Necator americanus (New World hookworm), 294 nucleotides. RefSeq lists its product as uncharacterized. The transcript has a single exon. NCBI's taxonomy places the organism in Eukaryota, Metazoa, Nematoda, Chromadorea, Rhabditida, Ancylostomatidae. The coding region runs from base 1 to 294 and encodes 97 amino acids. The record is from RefSeq and is a predicted model, not a curated record.